This is a messenger RNA of Punica granatum (pomegranate), 1035 nucleotides long. NCBI's taxonomy places the organism in Eukaryota, Viridiplantae, Streptophyta, Magnoliopsida, Myrtales, Lythraceae. The record is from RefSeq and is a predicted model, not a curated record.
AGACGCGUUUGGUUGGCUGUUAAUAUAUUGAAACUGAAGGAAAAGACCAAAGCCCAUCCCAUAUAAGCUUCCGUCCAGCUAUAUAUAGUUCGUAAGCUUUGCCAUCUUCUUCAGGCUUCAAAUCAGAACACAAACCGAAUCCUCCUCGAAUUGCUCUCCACCUCUCGAAGAGAUUUUUAACUCUCUCGCCAAGACAAACAAACCUUCUAAAAGAUCCAAAAGGGAACCCAAAGGAGAGGUUUCCGAGAAUUUCCAAUCUCCAUAACUAUGGCUCUGAUCUCAAGCUGCAAGUUGUUGCCAUUGGCCCUCUUCCUCUCCUCUCUCUUCCUCCAUGCAGCCCUAGCUGAGAUCAUAUGCGAGAACCUGCCGAAGGAUCUGUGCGCAUUCUCGGUUGCAUCGUCAGGGAAGCGGUGCCUGCUUGAGACGUACCAGUCGGGAGGAGGUGCUGUGGAGUACCAAUGCAGGACGUCGGAAGUUGUGGUGGAGAGGAUGGCUGGAUAUAUAGAGAGCGACGAGUGCGUGAAGGCUUGCGGGGUCGAUAGGAACUCAGUGGGGAUCUCGUCGGACACCCUUCUCGAGCCUCAGUUCACCGCCAGGCUCUGCUCCCGUGAAUGCUAUAGGAGCUGCCCCAACAUCGUUGACCUUUACUUCAAUUUGGCUGCCGGUGAAGGAGUUUUUUUGCCGGAUCUUUGUGAAGCACAGCGCACAAACCCUCACAGAGCAAUGCUCGAGCUGCUCAGCUCCGGUGCGGCACCAGGUGCAGUGUCCUCUGCACCCUCAACAUCAGCAUCCGUGGAUGCUGCUGCUCCUUCACCCGCUCCCAUGUAAAAUUAUAUAAGUAUAAUCCAGUUUGAUGGAAUAUAUGGUUUAAUGGGUUGCAACUAGUUCCCCUUUCUCGACAAUGCCGCGCGCGUGUGGAUAUUCUAUUAGAUGAGGAUUAAUUUUUUACGAUUUAUAUUUAUAUUUGAGACAUUAUUUGAGAGGAAUAAGUACUAUCAAUUUAUGUUGAAUGGACUUGCUGGAUUUUGCUAGUUA